GUGCGCUGUGAGUAGCUUGCAGGUCAAAAGAGUCAUUUCCACAUCAUUUUCUUUAAUGACUGCCCACUGUGAGAUGCUCAUUUUCCCAAUCCUUUCACGGUGGUGGUGAAGGGAUUCAUCCGGCUGUGCCCUGUAUCAUGAAUAACGCUGAUGGGAACAUCAUCCAUCCGUUUAACAAUAUUUCCCCACGACCUGCUCAACUAUAAGUUCCCUCUGGGUACUGGGCUCACAGCCAUCGACAAAACAGAGGCCUGUGCAGGCACAUCUCUGGGCAUAUUCUUGAGCGUUCUGUCAUGACUGGAUGAUGGGACAUUGCUGGGCGGAAGGACACACCUUUACUGGGAUUCACCCUGCAAAGGCCAGUGCCCAUCUGAGUGGCCCCUCAGAGAGUCGCUCUGGACACAGCCUGGUGGCCUCUCUGGCCCAGUUUGGCCUGGCAGAGGGCCCGGGCAUGACUCGAGGGGACAGAGGAAGCUGGGACAUGAACCUGGUUGCUUGGGCCAGAGCUUCACCGAUGGCUGUUUUCCCAGGCUCUAGGUUUGGCUGCUGAGUCUGGGCACAUAGUGUAAGAGUUGAAAGUGGGCCAUCCUAGAUAAUCCAGAGGAGCCGAGGUGCUUCCCUCGCCUACUUCAGAGGCCGCCCUCGCAGGAGCAUCUGCGGAGGGCAGAGUGCCCAGGCUCCCACCCCGGGCCCCUGGGGGCGGGUCCGGACCAGGCCCUGCCCCCACCCCCACCCCCCAGCUCAGGCCUCCGCCCCUGCCCUGGACGCUCUCCGGGCGGGUGCCCAGGUAGCCCAAACCUGUCGGGCCGGUUUCGAGAGCGGCGGGACCGAGUCUAGUGUAGGAUGCAUGGCCUGCCCUGUGCGCUGCCCGCACUCACGGCCGCCUGAGCCCGGACCCGACCUGCCCGCAGCCCACCGGCCGACCCCAUGGUGCGCGCGCCGGGCCUCCUGGCGCCCCUGCUGGGCCUGGGCCUGGGGCUGGCCCUGAGCCUGCCGGGGGCGGGCGCGGCCGCCGCGGACUGCAGGGCCCUGGGUCGGGUGGAGCGCCUGGCGUUCACCCCGGCGGCCAGGGCCCGGUGGCUGGCCCCUCGCGUCCGCGCGCCGGGACCCCUGGACUCCCUCUACAGCACCGUGCGCCGCUUCCUCUCUGUGGUGCAGCUCAACCCCUUCCCGGCCGAGUUGGUAAAGGUCCUGCUGAACGAGCCGUCCUCUGUGAACGUGGAUGAGGUGGUGCGGUAUGAGGCAGGCUACAUGGUGUGUGCUGUGAUCGCCAGCCUCUACCUCGCGGUGGUGCCCAUUGUAGGGCUCUGCUUCUGUUGCUGCCGUUGCCGCCGGCGCUGUGGGGGCAGAGUGAAGAUGGAGCACAAAGCAAUGGCCUGUGAGCGAGGCACCCUCAUGGCCUUCCUGCUGCUGACCACCCUCGUGCUGCUGAUCGGUAUGGUCAUUGCCUUUGUGACCAACCAGCGCAUUCAUGAGCACAUGGGUCCCAGUGCCGAGGCUGUGUCUGAGACUCUGCUUAGCCUCCGGGGUCUGGUCUCCGAUGUCCCCCUGGAGCUGCAGGCCAUGGCACAGCAGUUUUCCCUUCCUCAGGAGCAAGUCUUGGAGGAAUUGGAUGGUGUCGGCGGGAGCAUUGGGAACACGAUCCACACCCAGCUCAAGAGCACAGUGUAUGAGAUGCUGGCCUCAGUGCUCAGCCUGGGCCAGGCCCUGCAGGUCUCCGUGGACCACCUCCGAGCCCUGAACGCCACCUCCGUGGAGCUGCAGGAGGGGCAGCGGACCCUGGGGCCAGCUGUCCGGGGCCACCGGGAACGUCUCCUGGCCCUGCUGCGGGAGCCCAGCUGCCAGGGCUGCGCAGAGGCCCUGAACAGAGCCCAUGCUCUGGAGCUGGGAGCCGACUUCAACCAGGUACCCUCAGUAGACGAUGUCCUGCAUCGGCUGAAAGGUGUCCCAGAGGCCAACUUCUCCAGCAUGGUCCAAGAGGAGAACAGCACCUUCAAUGCCCUUCCGCUCCUGGCAGCCUUGCAGACGGCUGAUGUGGUCACAGAGCUGAAGAAAGUGGUGGCCCAGCAGCCUGCAGGGCUGAGGACCCUGGUGGAAGCGUUCCCAGGCUGGGAGGCGGCUUCUCGCUGGAGCCGGGCACUGGAGGAGGUGGAGCAGAGCAGCCGCCCCUACCUGAAGCGGGUGCAGAGAUACGAGAAGUACAGGUGGAUUGUGGGCUGCGUGCUGUGCUCCAUGGUCCUGCUUGUGGUGGUCUGUAACCUGCUGGGCCUCACCCUGGGCAUCUGGGGGCUCUCUACCAGGGAGGACCCCAGCCACUCAGAAGCCAAGGGCGAGGCCGGAGCCCGUUUCCUCAUGGUGGGUGUGGGCUUCAGCUUCCUCUUCUCCGUGCCCCUCAUCCUUCUUGUCUUCGUCACCUUUCUGGUGGGCGGCAAUGUGCAGACGCUGGUGUGCCGGAGCUGGGAGAGCGGGGAGCUCUACGAGUUUGCAGACACCCCAGGGAACUUGCCCUCAUCCAUGAACUUGUCCCAGCUUCUCGGCCUGAAGAAGAACAUCAGCAUUCUCCUGGCCUAUCAGCAGUGCAAACAAGGGGCCGCACUCUGGAAGGUCCUGCAGCUCAACGACUCCUAUGACUUGGAGAAGCAUCUGGAUAUCAGCCAGUACACGGCCAAGCUGCAGCAGGAAUUGCAGAAACUCGAAGUGGAAGUGAAGAAUCUGGAGCUGCUGAGCCCAGCUGCCCGCCAGGACCUGCAGGCCCUGCAGAGCAGCGGGCUCGAGAACAUUCACUAUCCCAGCUUCCUUGUCGAGAUCCAGAAGCCUGUGGUGAACACCAGCAUGGAGAAGCUGGCCCAGGAGCUGGAAGGACUGUCCCAGACCCAAGGCAGUUCUCUGCUGGGGCAGCAGCUGCAGAAGGAGGCCCAAGGGCUCAGAAACCUCCAUCAGGAGAAGGUCCUCCCCCAGCAGAACCUCUUGGCUAAGCUCAACCUCAGUGUCCAGGCCCUGGCGUCCUCUGCCCCACAUCUCCAGCUGGAGACCUCAGGUGUCCUGGACAAUGUCACUCACCUGGAAGGAGAGCUGCCAGCCUGGGCCAUCCGUAUCCUGAGGAAUGAAAGUGAGUGUUUCCUGACCCGGGAGAUGGGCUACUUCUCCCAGUACAUGGCCUGGGUGAGAGAGGAGGUGACCCAGCACAUUGCCACCUGCCAGCCCCUCUCUGGAGCCCUGGACAAUGGCCGUGUGAUUCUGUGUGACAUGGUGGCUGACCCCUGGAACGCCUUCUGGUUCUGCCUGGCCUGGUGCACUUUCUUCCUGAUACCCAGCAUCGUCUUUGCUGUCAAGACCUCAAAGUACUUCCGGCCCAUCCGGAAACGCCUCAGCUCCACCAGCUCUGAGGAGACACAGCUCUUCCACAUCCCCCGGGUCACCUCCCUGAAGCUGUAGGACCCCCGUGAUCUUAAUCCAGAACUGGGAGACUUGUCAGUUGCAAGGUGAUGCCCGGGGCUGCCUUGGCCUGGACCAGAGGACUUCUGUUGCUCUUGCUGCCCAAGCCCAGGCCAGCAUCCAGGCCUGGAUUUGUCCCCCGAUUCCUGUUACCUGACCCCAUCUUGCUGUUCCCUUGGCACCUCUUUCUGCUCGAGACUCUUUCAUUCAUUCUCACAAACAUACUUUACGUCAGUAGAGGCUCAGAGCCAACAGGUUCUUCCAGGUGUCUCUCCCUUAUCCUCCUUAUGCAGUGUGUCAGUGCCAGGAUGAGCCUUUUCUCUGCUGGUGGAUCCCCCUCCUCAGCCCCUUGAGUGGGACAAGGCCCUGCCCACCCUUACUCUGUCCCUCUGUCCCUCCCCCACUUCCUCUCCAAGCUCCCUGCCCCCUUUCCUCCUCUGGCCCCUCUCUGGCCCCUCUUCUCUCUGUCCCCUUCCAAGCCUUUACAUCCCCCCCAAAGCCCUUUUCCCCCUUUGUCACCUCUUUACCUUAUCUUGCUACCUGCUGGCCCCCAGGCACCCCUCCUGCCCAACCACAUUAAUCAGGUAGAGCCAGCAAGCAGGCCAGGGGCCAUGGUGGCCUGGGCCUGGGCUGGCUGCAGACUCUGCUUCAUGGCCCCUGAGCCCUGCAUUGCUCAGGGACUGGGGCCCUCCAUGGGGGCUGGCCUGGAUUUCUGGCCCCAGUGUGGGCGGUGAGGGAGGCCUGUACCUUGGCCUGCAAAUCACGUUGCUCUCUGUCCCUUGGCUCCUCUCUGAGCACAGGCUCCCUGGGAAGCAACCUGGAACGUGGGCUGGAGCCGGGGCUCCCCUCUGGCUCCCUAGAAGGAGGCCUUUUCGAAAGCCCCCACCCAGCUUUCCCAGGAGAGAUCUGGUGGCCACAGCAGAAUUUUGUACUGUGUCCCUUCUAUCCUGUGCACAUGGUCUACUGCUGUCCCCAGUCCAUCCCUAUGCCCUCCCUGCGUGCUGGACCCUGAGUUCCAGAAAUGGGAAAGAGGAGAAGAGAGAGGAGGAGAUGGAUAGGACCCGGGAUCCAUUAAAGUGUUCUCACUUGGCUAAGCCUUGGCUCUUUCCGCUCUCCCAGGCUAGGGCCUUGGAUGCGGUUGGUGUUUAAUGUGUGUUUUUGGAGCAGAGAAUCUAAGACCUCCUUUUGAGUGUGGGCAUCCAGGGGUUACCCCAGCAACCAGCAGGUGGGGAGUGGGGCUCUCAUCUGGGAGCAGGCAGACCUGGCUUCACAUCCUGGUCUAAUGUUUGGCAAUUGAGGCACCUUGAACAUGAUCUGAGGGCCCCUAGACCUCAGUUUCUCCAUCUAUAAAUGGGGAGAAUAGUCAUAGGUGCCUCAUAGGGUUGUGACCAUGUAUGGAAAUCCCAUGGCAGGGGCCUGGCGCAAAACAAAUACUCAAAAGCUGCUGCCUUUUUUUUUUUUUUUUUUUUCCAUGACUGCCCUGUGCCAGAGCAGAGCUGGGUCUAGGUAGAUACAAGCAAAGGGAGAGAUGGGUCCCUGUUCAAAGGAGCAAAGCCCUUAAGAUUGUAAUCUGCCAAGUUUCAGGCAGUGUCUAUUUAGUUGCAGCAACCAAUUUGCUACUAGAAAUUGGGAUGGUGCCUAUACAAUAUUGUCACUAUUGCAGGCACACUCUCAGAAAAGCAUUCUUGAAUGUAACACAAUUCCCUCUUUUUGGCUUUUCCAAGAGAAUGUUUGGCUUACUUUUCAUCUGUUGCCCUGUGUGGGGAGCUGUGGCACCCUGUAUUUAAAGAAUAAGAUUGAUGGGAUACAAAUAGAAAUAGAAAAUUAUUAAAAAUCAUUUCUAGUUCUGUA
Messenger RNA from Sus scrofa (pig), 5286 nucleotides. It is a transcript of the gene PROM2, whose product is annotated as prominin 2. The record is from RefSeq and is a predicted model, not a curated record. Lineage: Eukaryota; Metazoa; Chordata; Mammalia; Artiodactyla; Suidae. Gene Ontology annotation, molecular function: cholesterol binding. Gene Ontology annotation, cellular component: prominosome; microvillus; cell surface.